AUGAUGCGAGGGCUGACGGAGACAUUGUUCAGAAUGCUGAGGGCGCUUCGGCUAGCACCUUUACAGAUGCCAUCAAAAAAGCAGUGUCUAGACGAAACCGAUUUUAAUAGACUGAUUAGUUACUGUCCCGACCUGGAGUCGUUAGAACUGGAAAAUGGGUACCAGAUCACCAACAGGUCUACGAUCCAUCUGCUUGUUACCUGUCCAAAACUCGCUCAUUUUGUGUUUGCUUCAACUUGGAUGCCUGGAUGGAUCGAUGCGCUGGAUAUGGGGUACGGCGAGAACUUGCAUUCAAUCAAGAUUUAUGAAAAGCAAUCAAAACAUGAAUAUUCCUGCUCUGAGCAGGACUUUCAGCUGGACGACUUCUCAUUCCAUCCCUUCGUCCUUCGGAAGCUGGAAUCGAUCAGUUUGGAGAGCGGUUGUAGCGAAUAUGUGGAGGCACACUUCUCAAGACCACAACUCCCCGCCCUCCGAUCUCUCCGAAUCCUUCAUCCCUCCAACGCUGUUCUCUAUAUCCUAUCCCAACGUCUUGCUGCGCAGUUGACCAUAUUCAAGACGAAGCUGAACGAGCGGACUGAUCCAAAGAUAUACAGGGCGUUCUCUCGCAAGACAACUUCACUGCAGUCGCUCGAUUGCAGUCCCAACCCGGUAAUGGGUCUUCUGGGCCGCAACAUCACGACCCUCUCUGCCAACAGCUCUCUUCGGCUUUUGGACAGUAUUGCAGAGCUCUGCCCGAACCUCGAGAGCCUGACGCUCUGGGGCGGGAGUAUUUCCAGGGAUCCAUGUCACCGUAUCCGGUCGGAUCCACAGAUGGGGAUGAUCUACGUGAUUGAGAUGUGUCCGAUUAAGCGGGUACGACUCGUGAACGCGUACCUGGGUCUCGGCUCACAAUUUUGGCAGACGUGUGGCGAGUUUGGGAAGGGGCUGGAAAUUUUGGAUAUUGAGUUGCUGGAUUGUAAGGGGAUGAACUCGUGGGGCAUGUUUGAGGGAUUGAGGGAUUGUGAGAGGUUACAGUGGUUACGGUUGACCGAAUUACUGGGCGUUCGAAAAGAGGUGAUUAUAUCAUGUCUGGAGGAUUUGAAGCGAUUGUGCGCGUUGUAUCUGAGCAUCCCUGAUAUGGAGACUGGAUGUUUCUCGAUAUCGAUGGAGGAGAUCGUAUCGCUACUGUCGUCCUUCCGCGAGCUGUCCGAGGUUCAUCUGAUAGUGCCCAAACCAUGCCCUAAUUCAGCGACGACGACACCUCGGAGUUCUUUGGAUAUGGGUGAACAGGAGAAGAAACAGUGUUUUAAACUGCCGUUGGCUCGUGCGGAACCGACCAUGGUGUUCAAGAACGCAUUCAACCAGAAUAUUUAUGGGCGAGUCGAAUGGUCUGUGCCCGGCCUUGGAUACUACUAA
Molecule: messenger RNA, 1395 nt
Organism: Gamsiella multidivaricata
Lineage: Eukaryota; Fungi; Mortierellomycota; Mortierellomycetes; Mortierellales; Mortierellaceae
Exons: 2
Coding region: 1-1395 (464 amino acids)
Source: RefSeq, a predicted model, not a curated record